This is a messenger RNA of Zerene cesonia (dogface butterfly), 4190 nucleotides long. RefSeq names its product protein SMG7-like. NCBI's taxonomy places the organism in Eukaryota, Metazoa, Arthropoda, Insecta, Lepidoptera, Pieridae. Gene Ontology annotation, molecular function: telomerase RNA binding; telomeric repeat DNA binding; protein binding. Bases 158 to 3514 code for a protein of 1118 amino acids. Gene Ontology annotation, cellular component: telomerase holoenzyme complex. Gene Ontology annotation, biological process: nuclear-transcribed mRNA catabolic process, nonsense-mediated decay. The transcript is spliced from 18 exons. The record is from RefSeq and is a predicted model, not a curated record.
UUUGACAUAUGACAAUACAAUGGAGAAUUUUAUUUGAUUCUACAUGGAUUAUUGUUUUUAGAAAUUUUCUUUUCUCCUUUAGGCUAGCGUAGAUCAUAAUUAAGGAUUUAUUUCCAAAUGCUAUGACAAAUGCUGAGGCGCUUCGCCUCUGCUCAAAAUGGUCUUAAAUGCUGCCGCUCAAGUACUAAGGGAAGCAGAUGAUUUGAAACAGAAAGUGAUAAAAUGUAAUAGUGGAAUUUCUAUGUUACAAGAUCGAAGCCUCUGGGCUAAUCAGCAGCAAUUACAGAAGGCAUACCAAAAAGUGUUGACCUUAGACCUAGAUUAUGCUUUGGAAAAGAAAGUGGAGCAAGAUCUUUGGAAUGUUGGAUUUAAGCAGCAAAUUGAGGCUUUACAAGCCAUAUCUAAAGAUAGGAAGAAUGCCCAACGCAGUGAGGCCCAAGCAAUGCUAUCUUGGGUGCUGCAGGCAGCAGCUGGUUUCUACCUGUGCUUGCUCCAUCAAAUUUGCACCACCUACAAACUUGAUUUACCAUUUCGCCGGCGCGCGUCUCUCGUCGGAGCGGUGGAAGGCUGGGAGCCAGCCGCUGGAGGCCUGCCACUCAGCAGCAGCGCCGGGGCGGCGGCCGCGAGGUACGCGUGCCAGCACUGCCUCGUGCACCUGGGCGACCUGGCGCGCUACAGGCAGCAGCUGCGGGUCGCGCACACGUUCUACAGGCACGCGCUCGCCGUGUCCGCGCAUUCCGGCCAGCCGUACAAUCAGCUGGCGCUGGUGGCGUGGCGGCGCGGGCGGCGGCUGGCGGCGGUGUACUGGCACGUGCGCUCGCUGCUCGUGCGCGCGCCCUUCCCGCCCGCGCCCGCCAACCUCGCGCGCACGCUCGCCGCCGCCGCCGCCGCCUGCCGCGACGGCAAGGACACCAGCCCGCUGCCGGUGCUGACUGGCCUGACGGAGAGCAAGAGCCUGAUAAUCAGCAAGUCCCGCCUCGACUCGCACGCGUACGUGGGAGAGCUGCUGCGCGCCCUGCACUACUUGCAUACGGUGGACCAACUGGAAAGCGCUUCAGAGCUUGUAAAUACAUUGAACUCUUCUUUGUCGCCAUUAAUUGCUACCGAUAGCUUUGAUUCUCUAACACUUAUAAAGAUGGCGUGCGUCAUAAUCUGGAUAGUACAUUCAACAACAGAAGACCUCACGCUGGAGACGAGCGCGCUCAGCGAGGGCGAGGCGGCCGCCGCGCAGCUGGCGGCCUCGCUUGCGGCCGCGACUGUACUCGCCCUCCUCCUGCCCGCGUAUACAGCUGAACGGCCGCCGGAAAGAGCGUUACCCACUCUGAAGAUAUUCCUCCAGUGGGUAGUGUGCAACCCGAAGGUGGCGAAGACGGGCGCGUGGAAGGCCAGGCCGCAGAUCUGGGCUGCGCUCGCGCAUGUCUUCAAUAAGCUGGCCGAGACCGCCUCGCCGAGGGACGAUAAGUUCGAGCUGGUCCCCCUCCCGGAGGACGAGGAGCUGAACGGCUUCGUGCCGCUGGAGGGCGCCCUCAAGGGGCUGAAGUUCGCCGGCCACGACGCCUGGCGCGACCUGCCCGAUGUUCAGCCCGAUGAGGACACCGGCGCGGACGCGAGCAGCCUGAGCCUGGUGGGCGAGCCGGAGCUGGAGCAGCGCGUGCGCGCGCGCCGCCUGCUCGCUCUCGGCAAGCGGCUCGCCGAGCUGUUCGCCGAGCAGCUCGCCUACACGGAGGAGGAAGACACCAUAGUGUUCACGGCGAGCGAGGUGGGCGGGGAGCAGCUGACGCGGGCGCUGGAGUCGUUGUCCAUGGCGCAGGCGGAGCCGCAGCCGCAGCCCGCGGAGGCGCCGCCCCCCGGCCCUCCGCCGCCCGUCAUUAUAUCGGAGGCUGAUUUUAGAGAAAAGGUUCGUGAGAAGCGCGUGGGCAUCCUGAAGCCGCAGGGCUCGCUGGAGCGCGCGCGGGAGGAGAGGGCGCUCGCCACCAACACCUCGCCCACUAUGGAGGCCGAGAGCGGCGACGGCGCCAGAGCGGAGGACAAGCGGGAGUGCCGCAAGCCGCGCGUCAACAUCGCCAUGGCGGCCAUCAUGCGCAAGCAGGAGGAGACUAAUAAACAGGUUAAAUUCGUAACUCCACCCCCCACACCGGACUCCACGAGCGACGCCAAUGAAUCGAAAGACGAUAAACCAAAAGUGAUCCAACCGAAAGCGAUCAAGUCUCUCGCUAACCUCCCCGUCGGGAGGAAGACUGGAGGCAUUCUGUCUUUAAAAGACAAGUCCGCCGGUUACCCCCACCUCGUAAACGCCGAACCGGACAAGAAAACAGAAAAAGAAGAGAAGAAAGAGCCGAAACCGCUUCAAACCAACCAGAAUCAGCAGAAACGACAAGAAACUCCAUGGAAUAUGCCGCAAAACUACAACGACGCGCAGAGAAUGAGUUACCAGAAAAACUAUGGCAUACAAAACGCGGGAAUCAGUUACAACCCCAGCUAUCAAAGUCCCAGUAAUCAGGGAAUAAGACUCCCAGUGGUCAACCCGAAGGAGAUCGACGUCAGAACUGCGGCGCUACAGAAGCAGAAUUCGCGCCAAGACAUGUUCCAAGAUGGGCACAAAUUUGCGAACCAAAAUUACCAAGUGUCCGGGGAUAAGAAGAAUUUCUUGAACGAUCUACCGCCGCGAUUCGCCAACCAGUACAGAUAUUGGCAAGCGGCGCAAGAGAACCAGACCGAUAACAAGUUCAGAGAUGAGAACUUCAAGGCGAACACAUUCCCGCAGCGGCAGAACUGGCCGACCCCGGAGCAGAACUACCAGCAGCCGAUGUCCUGGUGGAAACCAGAACAGCCGACCUUUAAUUCGAACUUUUCCGCGCCCCCACUCAACAUGCCCAACGUGCCUAACUUCUACUCACAGCUGCCUUCCAACAACCCCUACCAGAACGUAGCGUUCAACCAAAUGCCCGCUCAGAGCCUACAGGGCCUGGCUCAAAACCCACUCAAUAUGGGCCAAAACGCGCCAAACCUUCCGAAGACAGAUAACCUGGUUCCCAAUUAUCUGCAGUCGAAUAUUGGGCAACCGCAACUAUCCCUUCAGAAUUUAGUUAACUCGCCCAACUUUAACUCUCUCAACAGCCUGACUUACAACCCAGUGGGUUACGAUUCCUCGAUGUACCCUCAAUUCGGGAAGUUCGGUUACCAGUCAGUGCAGAUGCUGGACAAGCCUUUCUCGAAUAGCAAAGAGCCAAUGGGACUUAACUUUUCCAAUUCCCUGGACGUGUCGAGGGGCCUGGGUUUCAAUGAGGCGUUCAAUCAAGAUAUGGCUGGAAUGAAUCCUUUGGACAAUAUGAGGGUACAGGCGGGGGGCGAAGCGCCGGCGGACGGCAACACGUACUCGUUGUUCAGCGGAGCGCCCGACUCUGCGCCCGCGCAGCUCUUGCCCACGCAGUCGCUGUGGUCGGGUCCCGGCUCGCCGCUCGAGCGACUCCUCGAGCAGCAGAAACAGAACAAGCACUCGCCCGCGCCCCGCUGACAGUAGCAUAUGCUUAUGUUGUUAUUUACAAUGUAUCGAAAAUUGACAGAUUUGUAUGAAACCGAAUUUUGCUACGUUUAUCGUGUUUUUUAUGUAAAACAACGUUAAUUUUUCAAAAUCUAAAUUAUGUAUUAAGACAAGCAAAAAUUAUGUAAAAGACAGAAGCAAAAAUUAUGUAUAAGACCUAAUUUUGUCAUAAUUAUUGUGUUUUUGGGGAAAUUCGGAACGUUGAUUUGUCAAAAUCUAAAUUAUCAUUAAAAGGACGGAAGGAAAAAAUUGCAAUCGAGUUGUAAAAAAUUUUAUUCUAUGACGAGACAGCAACUAAGCUAAGAGUUUUAUUAAAAUUUCUCUAUGACCAAUUUAUUAAAUUAUCUGCAGUAAUUUUGUUAAUAAAUUUCUUGUGUUCUUAAGUUGUUUUAAAAACGGUUAUGAUACAUAAUAGCUAGAUAUGCAUUAAAUUUGUUUUUGUGUGCAUAUUGUAGAGAAAUGUAAAGGUUUAUAUGGAUAAGGAAGUAUCGAAUAAAAUGUAUUGCAGAGCUGCUCAACUUUAGUUAAUUAAAAAUACGUGAUUUUAUUCGAUAGUUCAUCCAGCAUCUGUUACCUUCGUUCUAAGUGAGUUAAAGUCAGAAAUCAAGAUUGUAAAAACAUAUUUUGUAAUAAAAGUAUUUUUGUUAUA